AUGACUUUAGUGCUGGGAUACACUCUGGCCACUGCCUGGCUAGCAUUAUGCGCGUGGAGCAUUGGGUACACUGUCUGGCUGGUUGUUUACCGCCUGUGGUUUCACCCUAUUGCGAAAUUUCCGGGCUCCUUCUGGGCAAGAACUACCUUCUGGUAUGAGUUCUACUAUGAAUGGAUCAAGCCAGGAAAGUACUAUGCCCGGAUCAAGGAGAUGCACGAACAAUACGGUCCGAUCAUUCGUGUGACGCCAGAUGAGAUUCACAUCUCGGACCCAUUAUUCUACCACGAGCUCUUCGUUCCUUUCAACGUGAGGAGAACCAAUGCCUACACCAGAUAUGCUCAAGGCACAGGCUUUGAAGAUAUCUUCGCCAUCAUCCACACGCACGAAGGACACAAGGUUAUUCGGGACCCUGUCGAGAAGCUCUACGGAAAGAUCGCUACACAUGAACCACUGGUCCUUGGCUGCACAAAGAAUUUCCGUGCCCGACUCGACCAGGAAAGGGACACCGGGAAAUUGAUCAACCUUUCCCAUGCCUGUCUUUCCCUUGCUAUCGACGUCGCCACAACCGUGACCUUCCAAGCUCCGUCAAACUACCUGGAGGAGCCCACUUUCAACGAGAACCUCUUUAACAUCCAGAAAUCCGGACUGAUGCAUGUCCCACUCUUUGCGCACCUUCCCACCCCAUUGAGAAUGAUCGUGGUGCCUGCGAUCCAGGUGCUGGCGUCCCGUAUUCCCGAGCUGAAGGAGUGGGAUGAGAAAACCCGACGUCAAACCUUCAGAACUGAGCUGCAGGAACCCACCAUGAAGUUACAAGGUCGAGCCAGCAUCUGGAAGCGCGCCAACUUUGCUUCCCGUAUUGGACAGCUCAUCCAACAAAACGGCAUCUUCCACGUCUCCCACACCAUCGAAACCAUCAUUACCCAACUGGCCAUGGACAAGAGCCAACUUCAAAAGCUGCAGGACGAACUCGCCCAAUUCUGGGCAGAAAAGCCCGACAAGGUCACGUCGUGGUAUGCCUUACGCGAAUUACCGUACCUUACCGCGUGUAUCCACGAGGGCCUCCGCUUGGGCGCGGGUUCCAUGAAACGAUCGCCACGAGAAUACCCUGACGACGAGAUCCACUACCAAGGAUGGGUUAUUCCCAAGGGCACACCCUUCUCGAUGACUACAUACUACAUGCACAUGGACCCGACCGUCUUCCCCAAUCCGGACACUUUUAAUCCCGAUCGAUGGCUGGGGGCGGACCCUAAUGGAUUGAUGCAUAAGUACCUGCUCCCAUUCGGAAAGGGUUCGCGGGCCUGUGCGGGGCAAAAUAUCGCGUGGAUGCAGAUGUAUUUUGCGAUCUCGCAGGUAUAUCAGCCCGGUGGGCCGGCAAUUGAGCUGUUCGAGUCCGAUGAGUCGGAUAUCCGUCUUGCGCAUGGCUAUGUAUUCCCCCAACCUAGGCUCGAUUCCCCGGGCGUGAGGAUUUAUGUUCAUGACCCCUAG
Penicillium chermesinum is the source of this 1485-nucleotide messenger RNA. Its product is annotated as cytochrome P450. Gene Ontology annotation, molecular function: iron ion binding; heme binding; monooxygenase activity. Lineage: Eukaryota; Fungi; Ascomycota; Eurotiomycetes; Eurotiales; Aspergillaceae. The record is from RefSeq and is a predicted model, not a curated record. The transcript has 10 exons. Bases 1 to 1485 code for a protein of 494 amino acids.